Messenger RNA from Rhea pennata, 4060 nucleotides. RefSeq names its product NAD(P)HX dehydratase (gene NAXD). The transcript is spliced from 12 exons. NCBI's taxonomy places the organism in Eukaryota, Metazoa, Chordata, Aves, Rheiformes, Rheidae. Gene Ontology annotation, molecular function: ATP-dependent NAD(P)H-hydrate dehydratase activity. The coding region runs from base 105 to 1967 and encodes 620 amino acids. The record is from RefSeq and is a predicted model, not a curated record. Gene Ontology annotation, biological process: metabolite repair.
GAGGCGGAAGUCGCGCCGAUGCGGAGUGCGCGCCGCCUGGCUGGGCGCUGGGCGGGGGGUGGCCCGUGCCCCGCGCUGUGGCUAGUGACCCCGGCCGGCCAAGGAUGAUCACGAACACGCGGGGCUUCCUCUGGUCGGACCUGGAGACGCGGGCGCUGCUGGAGAUCUGGGGCGAGGCGGACGUGCAGUCGGCGCUGGACGGCAACUUUCGCAACAGCCAUGUGUACCGGGACGUGGCCUGCCGCCUGGCCGAGCUGGGCUUCGAGCGCACCCCGGAGCAGUGCCGCAUCCGCAUCAAGGGCCUCAAGCGCCAGUACUACCAGGCCCGGGACGGGCUGAAGAAGAACGGGCACGCCCGCAAGAUCUGCAAGUACUACGACGAGAUGGACCGGAUCCUCAGCUGCCGCGGGGGCCCCGACGGCGCCGCGGAGCCGCUGGCGGCGCCCGCCGACGGCGCGCCGCCCGCCGCGCCGCCCACGCCGGGCACGCCGCGCCGCAGCCGCGAUGCCGACGCCGAGCUGGAUGAGGACGCCGCGCUCGGCUCCCCCCGCGACAACUUCACCGAGGACUCGGGCGAGUGCUCCUCCUACGCCGAGCAGCCCAUCAAGGUGGAGUGCCUGCCCUUCGCCAUCCCCGUGCCGCCCGCCGACGGCUUUAAAGAAAUCAGUGCUCCGACUAUUGCUCCACCUCUCAAUCAGCCCAAAAGAUCAAAAAAACGCCAUGCAAAUUUAACAUUGGAUAAAAUGAUGGAAAAGUUCCUGCAGCAGAGUGUGGAUACAGAAGAGAAAUUUUACAAAUAUGAAGAGCAGAGGCUCAAAAUUGAGGAUAAGCGUCGUGAAGCUGAGCAUGCUCGAGAGCUCCAGAUGUUACAAAUGUUGGGACAGAUGUUGGCAGGAAUUUCUUCUACAGUAUCACAGAGGUCACAAUCUAUACCAGCAAGUCCACCUCAGAGAGCAAACCAUCGUUCAUAUGGGGAUAACUUUAAUUAUAAUGCUAUGGCAGCAGCACUUUCUCCACCGAUAGUUAUAGAGAGAUCUUUUUCACUGCACAAAACACACACUCUAAAGGAUAUGGAGAAUAUUUUUCAGUUGGUGCGCAACGUUAUCCCUCCUCUAACAGGAAAAAGGCAUAAAGGUCAAGAUGGACGCAUAGGCAUUGUUGGAGGAUGUCAAGAAUACACAGGAGCACCGUAUUUUGCUGCAAUUACAGCUCUCAAAGUGGGUGCAGAUUUAUCCCACGUUUUUUGUACCAAAGACGCAGCAACUGUAAUUAAAUCAUAUAGUCCAGAGCUGAUUGUUCAUCCAGUUCUUGAUAGUCCCAAUGCUGUCCAUGAGGUGGAAAAAUGGUUACCACGACUGCACUCAGUUGUCAUAGGACCCGGCUUAGGUAGAAAUGAUACUCUGCUUGAGCAUGCUAAGGGUAUUAUAGAAAAAUCAAAGAUCAAAGGAAUUCCAAUCAUAAUUGAUGCUGAUGGACUGUGGCUCAUUUCCCAGCAGCCUUCUCUUAUUCAAGGCUACCAGAGAGCUAUUCUUACUCCAAACUAUAUGGAGUUUAGUAGACUAUAUGAAGCCAUGCUUAGAGACCCCGUAGACAGUAGUGACCAUCAUGGAUGUGUAUUAAGACUCAGCCAAGCCAUGGGGAAUUUGACAGUUGUUCAAAAGGGAGAACGAGAUCUAAUUUCAGAUGGAGAGAAAGUACUUGUAUGCAGUCACGAAGGAAGCAGCCGGAGAUGUGGUGGACAGGGGGACCUCCUUUCAGGUUCUCUUGGAGUCUUAGCACACUGGGCAUUUCUUGCUGGAGCAGAAAAAACAAAUGGUCAAAAUCCGUUUCUAGUGGCUGCAUUUGGAGCUUGCUCUCUUACAAGGCAAUGUAACAACCAAGCCUUUCAAAAAUUUGGACGUUCAAUGACUGCCUCUGAUAUGGUUUCAGAAGUUGGAACAGCUUUUAACAAACUUUUUGAAACCUGAAGCCAAAGCAGCAGACACGAAGAAAAGGAAGAACAAUGACUGCAAGAAUAAUUACAUUUACAGUAGAAUUUACAUAAGUAAUGCACCCUUUCAAGUGCUGUAGCAGCAUUGGUAUGCUAGGUAAUUUUUUUUUUUAUUUUUAAGAAUAGAAAAAUAUGAUUAAUGUAGAUAUUUUUUAAGAGUUUGGAAUACAAAAAUGUUUUGGCUGAAAUAAGCUGUAGUUGCAGAUCUGUUCUAAUAUAAUAAAACUAAACUGAAAGUAUUCCUUUGUUCUUUUUCAUAGUUAUUGAGCAAUAACUAAAGUGUGAACUGCAAAAAAUGCACUUGAUAUUUAGAUGAAAGUAAAACUUCCACCAGCUCAGUUCAAUUUCUUUGCUCACACCAAGGUUGCAUUGAUUCCAUUCUUAGACUGUGUCUAGAAUUAGCUAUUGCACUUCAUUUUUCAUCAUGCUAAUAUAGUCAAUUAAAAAAAAAAAGCCUCUUUAGAAAGGGAAUGCAUGAGAAUUGCUUUAGAUUUUGAAUAUAAUUAGUUGCCUUUGUCCAUUCCCAGUCCCAGAGGCAGCAUUCAUUUUGACAAUACAUCCCCUCCUGCAAUAUGGAUUGACUUUUUUUUUUUUUUUUUUGAAAAAAAAUCCCCACUGCAGAAUAAGGAUGUACUAUAGGUAUAUUAGCAUUAAACAAUAAUUGUUCUUAUCUGAGAAAGUUUUACUUAAUAUUUUUUCAGCUGCUCUCAACUCAUUUAGAACUGAAUAUGAUAAACUCUGUGAAAUUAUCUUUUGCAAAAGUUGGUACUAGGUAUGGUGAGAAACUUAGUGCUGCUAUAGUGCAAAUUGCCUGCUGAACUAGAGCUCUGAGACCAUCGGUGCACAUGUGUAUAUGUGGCUCUUUGUCAACCGGCAGAAAAAAUUAAUUGUACAAACAAAAGCAGACAGCCACACCUAUUUAUUUGUACAGUCUUGGUGUACAUAGGCAAUCAUAUACUGCAAGCUGAAGGUAGGACUAGAAAAACAGUGGAAGGGGGCUUGAGCUCUUGAGUUUCAGCAACUGAGUUUAUAGGCUUUUUGCUCUCAUCAAUAUCAGCACAGCGACAGCACUUAUUUCUAAUGUAAUGGCCAUGUCUGGCUCAUUGGCAGAGCUGAUGACUGUUGCAAAGAGAAAGUUCCGUGGGAUUUUUGCACAACAUCAUUUCUUAAAAUUUUUUGGCAAUUCAGUCUAAGAUUAUAGGGAUUGAACCAAUAUGGAGAGAGGGGCACAUUCAUUCAAAGUACGCUUACAAAAAACAUCAAUAAGGUUAGAAAGUGGAUUAGUACAGGAACAGGCAUAUGAAGUGUCUAGUUAUUAAAAUAAUGUUAUGUAUUCAUUUCAAACACUCUUUCAGUGAUCUAAUACUAGAUUGGAAUAUGGUGUCAUGCAUACUGGUCAGAUUGUGUUUUCACACCUUGCAAUAGCUUGUCACAAAAAACACCUGAAAUUAUAAAGGCUGCUCUGAAUAUUUCCCUCCUGCCCUUGUAAUUAAUACUUCUGGAUGCACUGUGACUACUACCUCACCCCAAUACAUUUUUGUUUUUCUUUUAAAACCAGCUACCUAUUUUUAAAAUAGGUUUUUAAAUAUUUGCUCAUUUUGAUCUAUGAGGGUUCACAAACGAGCAACUGUCUACUCAUAAGAGCUGGAUUUUCAGUGUUUAAUUUAAGCAGUUUUGUAAACUGUCUAACAUCCUUGGGGAAGAUACGCUACUGUUGUUUCUGCCACUGAAACUCUUUGAGAAGCCUGAAUCCUUCUAAAUAAAAUUAUAAAAUUAAAACUGAUUUUAAAACUGCUACUGCAUUUCUUUAUAAAAAUGAACAUUUUGGUAUUUGGAACAUCAAUGGUUUUAUUUCAAAAUUGCAUUUGUAGGCAAAGCCAAAUCAAUUAACUGCAAUCAGUACAGAUUUCAAUCUGUGGUGUUGGUUUUAAAUCUACCUAAAAGUUGUAACUUUGUUAUUCACCAAUGUAAACAAACUGUUACAAUUUAAUUUUACAACAUUCUGGAAAUGUAGCAAUUUCUUUCCAUAGGAAAUAAAAAUAUAGCAAAUAAACUGUGGUGCAUACUGUG